CUUUUGUUUCCGUGCAAGGGUUUCAUUUUUCAUAACCACUUUCCCUCGCAAAACCUCUGAACUCUGUACCUGCGUUUUAGUGUUCAUUGACUCUUUCAAGUUUCAACCAAAAAAAAAAAAAAAAAAAACACAACAAAACCCCAAAAUCAUGUUGCAAUCCCCACUUCUCGUACUACAAGAUUCUUUGAAACGAGAGUCGGGAAGUAAGGUACAACAUGCCAAUAUUCAAGCAUCAAAGGCUGUUGCUGACAUAGUCCGCACAACCUUAGGCCCACGAUCCAUGUUGAAGAUGCUACUUGAUGCUGGUGGAGGAAUUGUAGUCACUAAUGAUGGAAAUGCUAUUCUACGUGAAUUGGAUCUUGCACACCCAGCAGCAAAGUCAAUGAUUGAACUUAGCCGCACCCAAGACGAAGAAGUAGGAGAUGGGACAACAUCUGUCAUUGUCCUUGCUGGUGAGAUGCUCCAUGUUGCUAAAGCCUUCAUUGACAAGGAUUAUCAUCCCACAAUCAUUUGCCGAGCCUACAACAAAGCUUUGGAGGAUGCUAUUGCCGUGCUUGACAAAAUUGCAAUGUCCAUUGACUUGAAGGAUCGUGCAAUGAUGUUGGGGCUAAUUAAGAGCUGUAUAGGAACAAAGUUCACUAGUCAAUUUGGCGAUUUAAUUGCUGAUUUAGCACUUGAUGCAACAACAACUGUUGGUGUGGACCUUGGCCAAGGUUUGCGAGAGGUGGAUAUUAAGAAGUACAUAAAGGUUGAGAAGGUUCCAGGUGGCCAGUUGGAAGAUUCAAAGGUUCUUAAGGGAGUUAUGAUUAAUAAGGAUGUAAUCGUCCCUGGCAAAAUGAGAAGAAAGAUUGUCAACCCACGUAUUAUACUUCUUGAUUGUCCCCUUGAGUACAAGAAAGGUGAGAACCAAACAAAUGCUGAGUUAGUCAGAGAAGAAGAUUGGAGCAUCCUGUUGAAAAUGGAAGAAGAAUACAUUGAGAGCCUUUGCGUGCAGAUACUGAAGUUUAAACCAGAUUUGGUAAUAACAGAGAAGGGACUCAGCGAUUUGGCCUGCCACUAUCUGAGCAAGGCUGGUGUCAGUGCAUUCAGGAGGUUGAGGAAGACAGAUAAUAACAGAAUUGCCAGGGCAUGUGGAGCUGUUAUUGUUAACAGACCAGAUGAAUUGCAAGAAUCUGAUGUUGGUACUGGUGCUGGGCUAUUUGAGGUUAAGAAAAUUGGGGAUGAGUUUUUUGCAUAUAUUGUUGACUGCAAAGAUCCAAAAGCAUGUACUGUGCUCUUAAGGGGUGCUAGUAAGGAUCUCCUAAAUGAAGUUGAAAGAAAUUUGCAAGAUGCUAUGGCUGUUGCAAGAAACAUAAUCAAGAACCCAAAACUUGUUCCUGGUGGUGGUGCUGCAGAGUUAACCGUAUCGGCUGCAUUGAAGCAGAAAAGUUCAUCUAUUGAAGGGAUAGAGAAGUGGCCUUAUGAAGCUGCUGCUGUUGCUUUUGAGGCUAUUCCACGAACUUUGGCACAAAAUUGUGGGGUCAAUGUGAUUAGGACAAUGACUGCCCUGCAAGGAAAGCAUGCAAAUGGUGAGAAUGCAUGGAUAGGCAUUGAUGGGAACACUGGUGUCAUCUCAGAUAUGAAAGAGCGAAAGAUCUGGGACGCCUACAAUGUGAAGGAACAGACCUUCAAAACAGCCAUAGAAGCUGCUUGCAUGCUUUUGAGAAUUGAUGACAUUGUAAGUGGGAUUAAGAAGAAGCAGGCCCCCGGUGCAGGCCAAGCUCCAAAGCCUAAAGUUGAGACAGAAGGAGAUGCAGAUAAUGAGCAAAUACUUCCUGACUGAAGAUAUUUACACAAUUGAACUAACAAUCUUUGCUACCAUUCAUUAGGAAAGGAACACCCUCCCACACACCCAGCAAAAAAGAAGACUGAAUUGGAUUCAGGUUUUGAUGGAGCUGGUUCUCAUGUCAGCUCCAUAUGGAAAUUUUAUGCUUUUGAUUCAUACAUAUUAGGUCAAAUCCUAACCCUGUCAACUGCUGUUUUGGACUACUGUAGUUGUGAUAUCAUUUAUUAAUUAGUAUUAGUACAUUCAUUGAUUGA
Messenger RNA from Quercus robur (English oak), 2079 nucleotides. Its product is annotated as T-complex protein 1 subunit gamma-like. The coding region runs from base 149 to 1822 and encodes 557 amino acids. The record is from RefSeq and is a predicted model, not a curated record. Gene Ontology annotation, molecular function: ATP hydrolysis activity; ATP-dependent protein folding chaperone; ATP binding. Gene Ontology annotation, cellular component: chaperonin-containing T-complex. NCBI's taxonomy places the organism in Eukaryota, Viridiplantae, Streptophyta, Magnoliopsida, Fagales, Fagaceae. The transcript has 13 exons. Gene Ontology annotation, biological process: protein folding.